AUGCGCUCCUCUAUCCCCGCCAGGCGACGCGCCUUCACCGUUGCCGAAGCCCGUGCGGCGGAUCAACGCAGUGAAACAAAGCUGAAUGCUUUAGAGACCACCGUGAAGGCUUUCCAGAGUUUCGCCACUCUUGGCCAGCAGAAAGCCGAGUGGAUCUCGUUCGCGGGAAGCCUGCAAAUCCAGCGACAGCAAGCUGAGGCUGCCCUACGGCGCUGCCAGGAACUUGUGGACGACGUAGAAUGUCGGAUCUCACGCCGGCCGAGUGUACGGGCGGAAUAUGAAAAGGCUAAAACAGCCGCGAGGCCUACGGCUUCUCCCUCGGACAGACGAGGGGAUCCCAAUUGCCAAAUGCCCUGUCGUUGCGGCACUCCGGCAAAGGUCGACGAGGACGCGGGCGGCUCAGCUGGAGCGGCCGAUGCCGAGAUAUGGUCCGCCGAGGUGUUGCUGGAGAAUGCCGUGCUCCUUGCGCGGCUCGGAAGGCGGAUUGCCUCACAGUUCACUCGCGACGUGUCUGGGGAAUCGACGAGCGGCGUGCGGAGCGCAUUGGGAUCGUCAGUGACUGGGCAUCAAGUGACGGACAACAAGGCCGCUCGACUUCCGCCUGGUCAAGCGCCUCGCGACAGAAAAAAAGGAAUCCCUCAAGUGAAGAACGAUGAGCCAGUGGAUCUGUCGCUGCGGAGCACCUGCUGUAGCUCAAGUGAAACGAGUCUGUUCGACUCAAGGCUCCAUUCGGGGUCCUUUCGCAGUGAAUCCGAUCCGCACCUGCAAGAGAGUCCAGCUCUCGGCACGCUCGCUGCCUCGGUUGAUCUCAGAACGCCAUCGCUGCGCUUGCAAAUCCUUGGCUUCACAGAGCUUCUCGAGCAAUACGGCCUCAUGGUGGUGGCAAUAGAGCAGCAAUUGGAGAGGGAGUACAUCCGUGCUCAGCGGGCGGCACAACGCAGCAGAGCUUGUCUCCGACGCGUGGAGUCGCCGAAAGGGACUUCGAUGCUUAGAGGCAAUACUCGGUGCAGUGUAAGGAGUUCGAAAGCGAAAGAUGCGUCUGCUUGUCCGGAGCCGGGCGAGCUGACAGAGGAAGAAGACCACUUCGUGGAGACUUGCUAUGCGGUGUCUCCAAACACCUGCUACCACACCGCGUCGCUUCUUUCGAAAGUCUGCACGGAGUACCAGCAGAAGCUUCAGCGUCUAGAAGAAGACUUUCAGAGGGACCAGCUGAGCAUGAAACAGGAAUUGGCCGCUCUGUCCGGAAGAAAGAAAGACGUGCUCUGCGCCUUAAAAGGCCUCCGUUGCGCCAGAAGGCUCACCAAUGGGGAGGGCAAGAAUCGGCGCGCAUGGCAUGUGUCUGCCGACGCCAGCGCCACGUCAAUUUGUUCUCCGUAUCCAGCAGAAGUUCCUGGGUCUCGGAGGAAAGCCCGCGACUCCGUGGACGGCGCCGCGCCAGUUGAUGACAUCGCUGAGAGAGAAGUCUCCCCUCGGCAUGAGGAAGUGUCGGAAUUCCCGCCUGUGCCAGCCUCUGAUAGGAUAGAACUUCAAGCGGCAUCCCAGUGUUCUGCCUGUCUACCCGAGCCCACAGAAAGCCGUCUACAAGAGGUGGCCGACACUGUCAACUUUAUUUGUGGACAGUUUUCAUAUCCUGGAGCAUCGCGGUCGCUUCUGCUCGAGCGGCUGCAGCUGGAGUUCCCUAGCGCUAGCGCCCACGAUCUUCGGGAAGUGACAGAGAUUCAGCGGCAGAUCGCUCUUUUGCACCAGAGACGGACGGGACACUGGAAGGCGUUCUCGUCAGCUCGCAUCGCGGCUUUGGCUGAGGCACAGAAACGUCGCAGUAACAUUGUCCUUAGGUGUGGUCAAGCGAAGGCGAAGAAGGCCGAGAGAAGACGACAGGCAGAGAAACGUGCGGAACUCCAUGAGCGACUAGGGCGGCAACGAGCUGCAUUCCAAGAGAAAGAACGGGCUCGGAAGGAAGUUGAGGACGAGGCGCGCGCGCGUGCUGAGGAGACGCAGUCCCGUCUUGAAGCGAAGGAACAGCAACGGCGAGAGGAAGUCAAACAAACGGUGCUUACCUACCAACGGCACAAGGAAGAAGUGCUCAAGAUUGAACGCGCAGCGGCGGAAGCGAAGGCGCACGACGAAGCUGUCCAGUAUGCGGCAACUUGUCGGCGGAAUGCACGUCGAAUUGCACGGCGGAGAGAAAUAGACGCCUGGCGAGAUCAUCAGCGAGACGAAAGACGCAGGGAGCGCCUUAGACGACAACAAGAAAUUGUACAACGCAUUAGGCGCGCAGCCGAACGGCUGGCUGUGGUGGCUCAGAGUGACCCCAAGCGGUUGCUGUCAGACACAGGCGCUAGCCGCGCUCGCGCCGAGGCGAUAAAGAAAGAACACGAGGGAGAGCGUUCUGAAUCCACAAGAAUAAAAUCGUUUGGCGUGCGGCACGGCUAUGGAACAGAUACUCUUCUUCGAGACAUGCGGCUCAAAUUGUCGGUAGCCCUCUUUGAAGCUGGAUUGCACCGGAGUGAAGCAGGCCACGAGGCUCUCCUGUCCGUGGGAGAGAAGUGA
This is a messenger RNA of Neospora caninum, 2550 nucleotides long. RefSeq lists its product as hypothetical. NCBI's taxonomy places the organism in Eukaryota, Apicomplexa, Conoidasida, Eucoccidiorida, Sarcocystidae. Bases 1 to 2550 code for a protein of 849 amino acids. The transcript has a single exon. The record is from RefSeq and is a predicted model, not a curated record.